AUGAAAAUUGGGUCUAUUUAUAUUACACUAAUUAUUCUUAUUGCUUUAUCCCCUAUUGAUACAAAUGCCCUUUACUUCAUUUUAAAUCCAGGAUAUACAGAAUGCAUUCAUUUUCGUACUGUUACAGGAGACCACUUUAUUGGAUCAUUUGAAAUAGAAUCGGAAUAUGAGGGAGUUAGAGUUUCUUUGUAUGAAAGUGAUGGAAACUCAAAAAUUAUGGAUAAAGUUAAUAAUAGUGGCGAUUUUAGUAUUAAUGCUCAAAAAAACGCAGAAUAUCAACUUUGCUUCAAAAAUUUAAUGAACUCAGUACAACAAACUGUGAACUUCAGUAUAAAAAACCUGUCUUAUAAUUCUAACAUUAACAAUGUAAUGAGUAAUAUUGAAUCCAAAAGGCUAAUUGAAUCUAUGGAGAAGCUCUACGAAAGAAUAUCAAUUGCUUCUGACAAGCAAAAGUAUGCCUUAACAAGAAAAAGAUUUCAAAUGGAAGCAAUUGAAUCAUCUAGAAAGAAGGCCGCUUUAUGGAGUAUUCUUGAGCUCCUUGUAUCUUUUGGAUUAGUACUCAUUCAAAUUUACUAUAUUAAAUCCUACUUCCAAGUUAAAUAUUUAGUUUAG
Cryptosporidium ubiquitum is the source of this 612-nucleotide messenger RNA. RefSeq lists its product as uncharacterized. Gene Ontology annotation, biological process: endoplasmic reticulum to Golgi vesicle-mediated transport; Golgi organization; intracellular protein transport. The transcript has a single exon. Lineage: Eukaryota; Apicomplexa; Conoidasida; Eucoccidiorida; Cryptosporidiidae. The record is from RefSeq and is a predicted model, not a curated record. The coding region runs from base 1 to 612 and encodes 203 amino acids. Gene Ontology annotation, cellular component: endoplasmic reticulum-Golgi intermediate compartment; endoplasmic reticulum; COPII-coated ER to Golgi transport vesicle.